This is a messenger RNA of Aedes albopictus (Asian tiger mosquito), 864 nucleotides long. RefSeq names its product prefoldin subunit 3-like. The record is from RefSeq and is a predicted model, not a curated record. Gene Ontology annotation, cellular component: prefoldin complex; cytoplasm. The transcript has 2 exons. The coding region runs from base 155 to 730 and encodes 191 amino acids. Gene Ontology annotation, molecular function: tubulin binding. Lineage: Eukaryota; Metazoa; Arthropoda; Insecta; Diptera; Culicidae. Gene Ontology annotation, biological process: microtubule-based process; protein folding; tubulin complex assembly.
AUGCAGCCAUCAGCCAGCAGCAGUGCAGCCCACUUUUGAUCACCACCAAAGGAAAAGCAUUGACCGCAAGUGGAAAAAAUCCCGCAAGUGCGAGGAAAAUUGUGCUUUUCGUGGAAAUUGUUGAAACAAAGUGCCGCCGGCAAACGUCAUCAAAAUGCUGGAUAUGGAAAACAUCGAACUGCCCAAGCUGGAAAACGAUCAAAAGUCUUACGCCGGCAUUCCGGAGGCGGUAUUUGUGGAGGAUGUUGAGGCGUUCAUGAAACAGUCCGGUAGCGAGGAAAAUGUCGAAAAGGUACUCAAAAGCCUGGAUGAACAGCACAGCAAGUAUAAGUUUAUGGAGUUCAACAUAAUUUCGCGGAAGCGCCGCCUGCGGCAGCAGAUUCCGGAUCUGGCCAAAAGCCUGGAAAUGAUUAAAAUUCUCAAGAACCAGUCGGAAGAGCAGGAAACGCGGUUUUUGCUGAGCGAGCAGGUCUUUGUCAAGACGCGAGUGCCUCCCACGAAAACUGUCUGCCUCUGGUUGGGAGCCAACGUGAUGCUCGAGUACCCGCUGGACGAAGCCGAGGAACUACUGAAGCAGAACAAACACUCGGCCGAGGUGAACCUCAAGUGCCUGGAGCACGAUCAGGACUUUCUGCGUGAUCAGAUUACCACCACGGAAGUGAACAUGGCUCGUGUCCACAAUUACGACGUGAAGAAACGACAGGCAAAGAAGGCGGCCGAGGAGAAGUAGUAACUCUGGAGCAUGCUAAGUUUUACUUGACUUUGCGGUAUGUGCUUGGUAUCUGGUUCAAUAGUACUCUGCACUCAAAAUCAUUACUAUUAAGGUUCAAUUAUUUGCGAUUUAAUAAAUAAUUGCGAAAGAUA